Messenger RNA from Dreissena polymorpha, 5192 nucleotides. Its product is annotated as reelin-like. Gene Ontology annotation, biological process: neuron migration; central nervous system development. The transcript is spliced from 28 exons. Gene Ontology annotation, molecular function: lipoprotein particle receptor binding. NCBI's taxonomy places the organism in Eukaryota, Metazoa, Mollusca, Bivalvia, Myida, Dreissenidae. The record is from RefSeq and is a predicted model, not a curated record. Bases 60 to 4976 code for a protein of 1638 amino acids.
CCUGUGUGUGUGAUGAUGGUUAUGCUGGAGAAUACUGUGUGGCAUCCAGACCCCUACCCAUGAUGCUGAGGGAUGAUUUUAAUCGUGACAAACCAAAAACUGACAAUUGGUUGGAAGUGUAUGGUGCUGAGACUUCAAAUAUUUGUGGGACACUCAUCAGUGGCAAUGCUCUGACCUUUACUGGGGAUCAACUCCGCAUGGCAGUCACUCGAGACCUUGACACCACGAUGCUGACCUCGGUAGAAUUCUACUUCCUGUUUGGAUGCAAUGGAUCCAAGAUGGAGUGGCCUAGGAAGGACAGUGUGCUGCUCCAGUUCUCCACAAAUGGAGGGAUUACGUGGAAACUUCUCAAAGAGCUGCACUACAGGAAUGACACCAUAGCAAGGUUCUUCAGUAUUGAGUUACCCAUGGAUGCCCGAUACAACUCCACUAGACUGCGAUUCUGGCAGCCUCACAGCCCAGGUAAGAUGCUGUCAACCUGGGCUGUAGACAACCUGUUCAUUGGACGCAUGAUGAUGAAUCCCAGCUCUAUGUCUGACAACUUUGAGAGUGGUACCAGCGAUACAUCCUGGCUCUUUGUGAAUGAUGGCGAGUUGGACUCCUAUUGUGAACAGAACACCAGAUCUGACAGCAUGGGGGCUGGACAGACAGCGCUCGUAUUCCGUCAAGGGCAUGACAUGGGGGAGCACUCUGUGAUCACACGAGACCUCAAUGUGGGGCCAAUGUCUGUACUUCAGUUUGAUAUCAAUGUGGGCUGCUCAUCAGAAAGUACUCACAAGUACCCGGUGCAUUUGGAGUACUCUUCAGAUGGAGGUAAAACAUGGAGUCUGGUGGUACCUAACUGUGCCCAAGUGUUGUCUGUUAGUUGUCAUGACAGCAUUAUGCACCCUAGCAUAUACUACGGGGGAACUACAAAAUACUGGCGACGUGUGUCUAUACCACUGGAUAAUCUUUAUGUUUGCGGCACCCUGAGAUUUCGCUGGUACCAGGGAUUCAUACCUGAUGAAGACUUUGGACCUGAGUGGGCGAUAGACAAUGUGUUCAUAGGGAUGGCUUGCAUGCAGCAAUGUCUUGGACAUGGUGACUGCAAUGGCAGCAUGAUAUGUUCAUGCGAUGCUGGUUACCACGGUGAUGCUUGCCAGUCCAACCAAUCACUGCCAGUGUACAUGAAAGAAGGCUUCCGAUUGGCUGAUGGACUAGAUGAUCUUCCAGAGAUCCUCCAUGUUUUAGACUCAUUCAGUAGCUCCAAUAAGCUUCUGGAUGAGAGGAAGUGGGCCGAAUGGAGUGGUGGACUGGUUGCCAAGGUGUGCGGUCUGCUGCUGGACGGCCACAGUCUGGUGUUCCAGAACACGGGGGAGAGGGUCCUGGUAACCAGGGAACUGGAUCUCUCCAAGGCAACUACUGUCCAGUUUUACCUUCGGUUGGGCUGUGACUCCACCCCUCCUGAUCCUGCCACUCCCCCAGUCUAUGCCCAAUACUCGGUGAACGGGGGCAUCAACUGGCACACCAUUGAGCAGUUUGAUUUCAACACGCACAGCAACAGACCAUCAUACAUUGUGCUCAAUCUGCCUGAAAGUUCACGCUCCAAGGCAACCCAGUUUAGAUGGUGGCAGCCUUCUAAAAAUGGAACGUUCAUGGAGGACUGGGCUAUAGAUGAGAUCUACAUAGGUGGGGAUCAUGAGGGAGAAGACAUGCUGGCAGAUGACCCUGAGUCCCCUAGGGACCCCAUCUGGACCUUGACCCCAGGGGCAGUCAUAGAACCUGUGUGUGGAUCCACCUUUGAUGCCUUACAUUUCACUGGAGAGGAGAAGCAUCGGUUCGCAGUGACGGCAGAUGUUGUGGUGACGGAAGGGUCCUUCUUGCAAGUGAACAUUGCCCUGGGCUGUACUGCUUCAAAGACUUGCUUCAACGUGAGCCUGCUGUACUCACAUGACCACGGUGUUACCUGGCAACCUGUUCUUGGCUCAUGUCUGCUGUCACACAUGGACUGCGAGACUCACAUGUUCCCUAGAGACGGUGUCUUCCUGUCUGACGUCAACACUGGCUGGACCAGAUACAACAUUCCGCUGCCAUUUAAAACUAGGUCACAGUUCACUCGGUUCCUGUUUGUGCAGCCCGAUGGGUUCAACCCCAAGGACACCUGGGCCCUGGCCAACCUCUACAUUGGCAACCACUGCCCACAGUUCUGUAACGGACAUGGCAGGUGUACAGAAUUUGGCUGUCUAUGUGAUGAGGACUGGAGUGGCUAUGAGUGCUCUGUACCCCUGGUACAGUUGCCAGGAUACGUAUACGACAUGUUUGAGGUGCCAUCCAAGGCUUGGGAAUAUGUGGUCGGGGCUAAACAAACAAAACCUUGUAAAACAAUGGCUUCGGGACUCGCCCUGCAUUUUGCUGGUAACUGUACACGUGGGAUGAAGUCACGUGUACUGGAUUUGUCGACUGCUGAGUUUGUCCAGUUCAACUUCCUGUAUGGGUGUGGCGCGAGCCCAGAUGAUAUUGACGAGAGCGUUCUGAUUGGUUAUUCCACUAAUGGAGUUGACUGGAACACGUUUGGCACGUUGCAUUACCUAAACUACAGAUCCCCUUCUUAUGUUACUAUGAAGCUUCCUGACGAAGCCAGGACCAAUGGGACGUCUAUCGGCUUCUAUCAGUUCAAGCACAGCGGAGCCAAUGAAGAUGAUUGGUUGAUAGAUGACCUUAGAAUUGGAGGUCAAAUUGUCAACCCAGAUGUCAUGAUGAGUGACUUCUCAGGAGGAAUUGACCCUGCAGAAUGGAACACUUUAGAUAAUAUGCAGAGUGGCAAAUAUUGUGAACGCAAAAACGUUUCAUUGGGUACGAUAGCAGACAGCGAAAGUGCAACCAUGACAACACAAGACCUUGACAUAAGUGAAGGUCACAUGCUGCAGUUCUGGUACAAUAUAGGUUGCAUGCGCAGCUGGAAUGCAUCAGUGGCCCCAAUGCAUUUGCAAUACUCAACAGACCGUGGUAUGUCGUGGGCGUACGUGACCCCUCAGUGCCUCUCCAAUGACCCCACAUGCCCGGGCGGUGCCUCAAUGGCCAGCGUUUACUAUGGAGAUCCCAUGGGCACAUGGCAGCGAGUCACCAUACCGCUGAAAGGGAUGCCAGUCUCAAGGGCCACAAGGUUCCGCUGGCAGCAGCGUCCUGUAUACAAUACUGAGGCAGUCACAAACUUUGGUCUUACUGAUGUGUAUAUUGGUCCAGCGUGUCAUGACCUCUGUGGUGGGCAUGGCAACUGUCGUCAGGAAGGUCAGCUGACCUGCACAUGUGACCCGGGUCACCAUGGCGACAACUGUUACCCAUGGAAUGCUAAACAUCAGUCUGAGCUAAAGGAUAUCUUUGACACAGCCAGUAUAGACAAAUCCAAGUGGGAGUUGAUUCAAGGUGGCGCUGCUCAGAAUGCUUGCAUUCCAUUGGUGGAAAAGACUGCAUUGGUACAGAAUGGGCCGGGACUGAGGCAGGUUGUCACCCAUGACCUUGACCUUAGAGAUGCAAAGUUUGUUCAGUACAUGGCAAGUAUUGGUGGUGCUGGUAACGGUACAGGCUGCUUCAAGCCCUUCAGUCAUGAUCAGAGCGUAGUCCUCCAGUUUUCCACUGAUGGGGGCAUACACUGGCACACCCUCCACAUACUGGACUACACAGGCUACUCGGACCCUCGGCACGACUACAUCCGGCUCCCACAGACCGCCCGUACGCCGAGUACCAGGGUUCGCUGGUGGCAGCCGUUGUCUCAGGACCCUAGCAGGGAGCAGCCAUCUUGGGCCCUUGAUAACGUGUACAUUGGGGGACAUGAGAUCAACCCAGCCCAGGUUCAGAUACAUUUUAAUGAGUCUGUCAUACUGAAUGAUCAGCCCUGGGAGUUCAACGUUCAAGGUCACAUUGCAGAGGAAAUGUGCAAAAAGGAGGGAAGUGCUAUUGUGUGGGAGGAAGGGACAGGACAGAGGCACUUCACCACUAAGCAGGCUAUUGUUCAACAUAACUAUAUCCUGCAGUUUAAGAUUGUAGUUGGGUGCAACAAGGCCUUCAAUGUGUGUGAUAGCCACCCUCCAGUCAGACUCAUGUUUAACAAGAACCCCCUGGUGGACACAUGGCACGAGGUGGUACCCACGUGUCUGCCGGACGUGAAUCUGAGAAUGGACUGUAGCCCCAACAUGUACCAUGUUGCCAGUGAAUACACGGUGGACAGAAACCCUGUGUGGUCUCGUGUCACUGUCGGCUUACCAGAGAAAACUUUCUCCAGUACAACGAGGUUCCGUUGGCUCCAGGAUACAGGGAACCAGUCUGCUCCGGGCUGGGCCCUGGACGAUAUCUACAUCGGGGAGAGCUGCCCUGUCAUGUGUCAUGGGCGAGGGGACUGCAAGGGGGGAACCUGCCACUGUGAUGAGGGAUACACUGGUGUGUCAUGUAUGCCAUUGAAGAAGCAGCCAAGCCGCAUCUUUGAUUCAUUUGAAGAUGGCAUCUAUGCAACACGCUGUGAGUGGGUGUCAGGUGGAGGUAUUGGGUUUGGAUGUGGCGCCCUGUUACCAUAUGCCCAUGGCAAGACCCUGUACUUUAAUGGGUGUGGUCAGAGGGAGGCACGCACUGUGGAAAUGGACCUUACUAGACCAAGCAAAAUAAUGUUUGUGCUACAAAUAGGAUGUCGUGCACAAACACCUGAGUGCAAUGUUAAAAUGGAAGAUGCCUCACAGUACAGGGGUGUUUUGCUGCAGUAUUCAACAAAUAAGGGCUCAGAGUGGAGACUGCUGGCUAGGCAUGAUCCUGCGGAUCAUUUGACCCCAAAGCGUAUGGCAUAUGACCUUCCGUAUCAGGCUCAGCUGGAGGGUGUUCAGUUCCGCUGGUGGCAGCCAGUCCAUGGUGGGGAGGGGAAGGAUCAAUGGGCUCUGGAUCAUGUGGAAGUUGUGCCGAGCCGAGUGAAUAUGAAAUUUUACAGAAGAAGGAGAGGACUUGGUUAUAUGUAAUAUGGAUAUAGACAUAACAAACAUUUUGUUGUUCAUAUCUUUGAUGUGACAAUAUGAGCAAUGAUUCAAUUCAUGACACUGUUUUUAAUAAGUUUAUAUAAAGAGGAAAAGUGUUUCAAGCAAACUAGUAUUUCUAGGAGACUAGUUAUUGGUUAUAUUGUUGAAUGAGUAUGCAUAUUUAUUUUUAAUAAAUUGUCGAAUAAUAAUAAAACCAUG